Cicer arietinum (chickpea) is the source of this 904-nucleotide messenger RNA. Its product is annotated as protein DOG1-like 4. The record is from RefSeq and is a predicted model, not a curated record. Lineage: Eukaryota; Viridiplantae; Streptophyta; Magnoliopsida; Fabales; Fabaceae. Gene Ontology annotation, biological process: DNA-templated transcription. Gene Ontology annotation, molecular function: sequence-specific DNA binding.
CAUCUUCACACAACAACAACAACACCCCUCUUUACACAAUUCCAUUUCCAACACAAACAAUGACGACGACAACAACCUUCGCACAAUUCUACGACUCAUGGUUCGACCAAUUCCACUGUUUAGUCCAACAACUCAACACGCCAAACCAAACAGACGCAGAGGAACUUAUCCGGAAGGUGAUGUCCCACCAUGAGGACUACUACAAUGCAAAAUCAAUGGCUGCGGAGAAAGAUCCUCUCCACGUGUUAGCAUCUCCAUGGGCCACAACACUUGAAAGAUCACUUUAUUGGAUCGCAGGGUGGAGACCCACUACAGCAUUUCACCUCAUAUACACUGAAUCAUCUCUCCUAUUUGAGUCUCACAUUAUUGAUAUUCUUCGUGGACUCCGUACCGGUGAUCUUGGUGAUCUCUCCCCAACUCAGUUCCGUCGUGUCAGCGACUUGCAAUGUGACACUGUGAAGGAAGAGAAUGCAAUAACAGAGGAGUUAUCAGAGUGGCAGGACAAUGCGAGCGAGUUGAUGGGUUCAGAAGAUGAUAUCAACGAGAAUAUCGGACGACUGGUAUGCAUUAUAAAGAAAGCGGAUGAUCUACGGCUGAGGACGUUGCGCAGUGUGGUCGAGUUUUUGUCGCCACAACAGGCUAUCGAGUUCUUGAUUGCCUCAGCUGAGUUGCUUGUUGGGAUACGUGGUUGGGGAUUGAAUCACGACCGUUCACGGCCUAGGCCAUCAUGAGUUUUAUUUAUGAUCAAAUUUCUUUCUUAAUUUCAAUUGAUAAAAUUUAAAUCAUUCGCAACUAAAUUAAGCACUUUGAGGGCAGUAUUUAUGGACCAAUGUGUUGGACUGAUGGAACAUUUUUAAAGACACUCUUAUAUCAAAGUUAAUUAUAAACACAAUAUGAUAAAGAA